Messenger RNA from Penicillium expansum, 1965 nucleotides. RefSeq names its product putative chromatin assembly factor 1 subunit A. Gene Ontology annotation, biological process: nucleosome assembly. The record is from RefSeq and is a predicted model, not a curated record. Gene Ontology annotation, cellular component: CAF-1 complex; nucleus. The transcript is spliced from 2 exons. NCBI's taxonomy places the organism in Eukaryota, Fungi, Ascomycota, Eurotiomycetes, Eurotiales, Aspergillaceae. Bases 1 to 1965 code for a protein of 654 amino acids.
AUGCAGUCGACCCCAUCCUUUCCUGCACCACCUUCAUCCGGUCCCCGAAAACGCUCAAUUCACGAGGUUGAUGAUACCAACCUGCCCUCACCAAAUGCGAAGCGACCAUUGACUGAGUUCGCCGGCGAAAACCAAGAAAAUCGCGAUCCAUCCAUCCCCUCCCAACCUGACGACACUACUCCCCCGCCAGUUGAAAUCAAGCGUAAUCUUCCACCUCCCCCCUCGGUCGAAAUCGUGAUGAGACGGACAUCACGAAAACAAAAUGAAGCUGGUGCCGGGGGAUUGACUUCCCCAGGUACCAACACUGCUUCUAAUCCCGAGCCUGAUGCCCCGGCCUCUAAGAAACGCAAGGUAGUCUCUGCUGGCACAGAUUCCAAGCAACAAGAAAAGGAAGCCAAGGAGCGCCAGAAGGCGGAGGAGAAGGCGAAGAAGGAGGAGGAGAGGCUGAAGAAAGAAGAAGAAAAAGCGAAGAAGGAAGAAGAGAAGCGUCUCAAGGCGGAGGAAAAGAAGAAGCGCGAUGCUGAGCGCGAUGAAGAGAAACGUCACAGAGAGGAAGAAAAGCGCAAAAAGGACGCUCAACGUGAAGAAGAGCGCAAGCAGCGAGAUGAAAAGAAAAAGGCAAAGGAGGACGAAAAAGCUGCCAGAGAAGAAGAGAAGCGCAAAAAGGAUGAGGAGAAGGAGAAGAAGACUCGAUCACAAAUGAAAUUGAAUUCCUUCUUUACUAAACCACCGGCACCUUCCGCUUCAUCGGGGCAGGUGAUCAUCGCUCCUUCUCCUAAGAAGGCAUCCACCACGGUCGAUCCCGCUCGCGAAACUCGUGUCGUGCAGUCGGAUUAUGAGCGAGAGUUUCCUGCCUUCUUCCUACAAUCCCAUACCGUUGUGGCACCUCCUCAUCGGUUUGAGCGUGAUUCCGAUGCGCUCAAGCACGUACGCGAAUCUAUCGAUAGAAGUCUACGCAACGAAACCUCAAUCCAAACACAUCCUUUUCGCCCGUCAGAAGUCUUCCAGAUAUUCCCGUUCCGUCGUGGGCGUCAGCCAACAAGCUCUGUCAGGGACAUACUAUUGCAACUACAAAUAUCUGAAGACCCAACUCAGCCUACUCACAACCAGACCACAAUGCCAUCUCGGAGGCCACAAGAACUUCUACGCGAGGUCACGAUGAAGUCCCUCAAAUUUGGCGAGGACAUCCGCCCUCCCUAUCAAGGAACUUACACCCGUCGCGUGUCCGAGCUAUCAACGAGAAGACUUGCGCGAAAUCCCUAUCACCGAGGGCUGCCGGAUACCGAUUAUGAUUAUGAUUCUGAGGCGGAGUGGGAGGAACCCGAAGAGGGUGAAGAGCUGGACUCUGAAGAAGAAGAUGAAGGCAGUGAUGAGGGCGAAGAUGAUCUCGAGGGUUUCCUAGAUGACGAGGAUGAUGCGCUUGCCGAGGGUAAACGUCGUCUCAUUGUUGGCGAUUUAGAGCCUGUCUCUACUGGAAUCAAGUGGACUGCCAAUGGAGUCGAGCCGGAAAUGGAGGUCUAUCGGAUGCAGUCUAUAACCGAUGCGGUUAAAUUCCCUAUCGACCCAUUCUCCACUGCAUACUGGGAUAAACCCAAGCCCGUGGAUCCAGUACCUGCGAAAGCGCGACCCGCGACAGCCAUAGACGGCUUCCUUAUUCCUGCAGUCCCUAAAACAGUGGCGGCGGGCAGUGCUUUACCUGCCACAUCGAAAGCGAAACGGCCAUUCCCGCCAGACCAACUCGCUGAAUUCAAGGAAGCAGUUGAAGGUAGUGAUCUCAGUAAGAUUGGGUUGGUUGAGAUCUUGAAGAAACGGUUGGUUAUAAUGUCCGCUUCUAUUGGAGCAUAUGCUAAUCCGGAUGGAUCUAGAUUCCCCAAGGUGUCCAAGGAUACACUCAAGGCCACCCUUGAUCAGGUUGCCGCUCGUGUGGGGCAAAAAGAAGUUGACAAGAAAUGGGUCUGUCGGUGA